Messenger RNA from Pyrus x bretschneideri (Chinese white pear), 1372 nucleotides. RefSeq names its product AUGMIN subunit 7. Gene Ontology annotation, biological process: centrosome cycle; spindle assembly. Gene Ontology annotation, cellular component: HAUS complex. The transcript is spliced from 9 exons. The record is from RefSeq and is a predicted model, not a curated record. NCBI's taxonomy places the organism in Eukaryota, Viridiplantae, Streptophyta, Magnoliopsida, Rosales, Rosaceae. The coding region runs from base 214 to 1200 and encodes 328 amino acids. Gene Ontology annotation, molecular function: microtubule minus-end binding.
UUCGCUAAUUAAACCAUCUAUGUUUUUGACUUAGAUCUAAAACCCCUUAAACAAAAUUCAAAAGCAAUUUAUUAAAUCAAAAGCUAACAUCUCAAAUUGUUGAUUGAUUCAAACGCCCCAACUAAAACCUCAAAAUUCACCAAAACAUUUUUUAGUUUUUGUGACGAUUUCGGAUCUCAGUCCAAGUGUUUGAUUUAGUGUUCGAAUUCGAAAAUGGCAGCAAGACAAAUGGAAGAGAUACAGAGGAAGCUGGCGCUGCUGAAUUAUCCUAGAGCCACUGCGGCUGCUCAGUCCCUCCUCUUCGCCGGCAUGGAGCGCUACGCCCUUCUCGAGUGGCUCUUCUUCCGCUUGUUGGGGGACAAGUCGCCAUUCUCUCAACAAAAUCUUCAAGGGGACGCCAACGAAGAGACCGCUCGAAUCCAGUAUUUGGCAGAGAUUGCAAAGUUUUUGGGUAUUACGACUACUAUUGACACAGAAGCCAUCCAAGGGCGAGGAAGCUAUGAAGAUCGCACUGAAAUGCUUCGUCUAAUUGUAGAUCUUGUGGAGGCGAGUAUUUAUGCUGAUAAUCAAGAAUGGAGUACCGAUGAGCAGGUAGCAAAGGACAUACAACUAAUUGAUUCCAUAGCUGAAAAACAAGCUCAAAUAUUCUCCGAGGAGUGCAAAUUGUUCCCUGCAGAUGUUCAGAUUCAGUCCAUAUAUCCAUUGCCUGAUGUUUCUGAAUUGGAGAAAAAGCUUUCAGAACAAUCAAAGAUAUUCUUAAGUCUUCAACAGAAGGUUGACGAUUUGGCUUCAAAGCAUGCUUACAACCCAGAUGAGGAUUAUGCAGAGGUGGAAUCAAGAUUGCGUGCACAUUUAGAGUCUUUUCUGGAAACUGCAAAAUCAUUCAAUACGAUUUACACUAAGGAAAUACGUCCUUGGACACAUAUGAUGGAGGUACCCCAGCUCCAUGGAUUUGGGCCGGCUGCCAAUCGAUUGUUGGAGGCAUACAAGAUGCUUUUGAAGUUCCUGGGGAACUUGAGGAAUCUUAGAGACUCAUACGCAGCUCUUGCUGUUGGAUCGUCUGACUCAGUUGCUGGCGAGCCCUCAUCUGUCACAAGAAUAAUCUCUGAGUGUGAAUCUGCAUUGACAUUCCUAAAUCGCGAUCUUGGGAUUCUCUCAGCUUCCAUUGCUCGCGAGCAAGGUGAGGAGGUGAGUUUAUGAUGAAAUUGUUGUAAUUGUUGUGGGGAGGGCCAUGAAUUCAGUGUCUUCCCCUUCUUUCGGGACUGCAGAUGUAUGCUUGGAAAAUGUUGUUUCUUCAUGUCGAAUGAAAGCGAAGUACAAUGUAAUAUUGAUUCUGUGUUCAUAUCACCCAUCCUUGUUCGUUUGGCUUGCA